GGUCGAUUUGAUUGUUUCCCCGAGGGUAUAUAGAAGGGGCUUUAAGGAGGGUCGUGUGCCAGACGCGCAGCCACGGGCAGGGGCGCCGAGCCGAGCCCAGCCGACGGGUCGCUGUCCACCGGAGGGUCCCUCCCGGCGCGUGCCAGGCCCUCGACCACGCGCCCACGCGCCCACGCCCUCUCCGGCCCGGACCGCAGGGGGAACCUCUCCAGGAGCAGGGUCCAAGCGCUGGGGGCCGGCGCUGAAGCAGAGCCUCCCUUGACGUCCAAAAAGAAGAAGGCUGAGCGAGAUCCCUCCCAGGCAACCAAGAUGUUCGUGAAGCCGGAGAACCUGGAGCUGAAGGAGGAGGAAGAGGAGGAGGAAGGGCUGCUGCUGCUGGGGGUGCGCUCCUCGCCCGCCGCCCCGUCCUCUUCCUCCUCCUCCUCCUCCCUCUCGCCUUUCUCCUCCGGCUCCGAAGGGGAGGACGACGGGGAGGACGACGAGGAGGAGGAGGACGGCUCGCCUUCUUCGCGGCUCCUCUCGCCUUCGCCGGGGAGCCUCCUCGCCCGCCGGCAGGACUGCAAGGGCCGCCGGGGCCGCCGUUCCCGGAGCGCCGCCCGCCCUGCCAAGACGGCCGAGACGGUGCAGCGGAUCAAGAAGAGCCGCCGCCUGAAGGCCAACAACCGGGAGCGGAACCGCAUGCACCACCUCAACUCGGCCCUGGACGCCCUGCGCGAGGUGCUGCCCACUUUCCCCGACGACGCCAAGCUCACCAAAAUCGAGACGCUCCGCUUCGCCCACAACUACAUCUGGGCCCUGAGCGAGACCCUCCGCCUGGCCGACCACGGGGGCGCCUUCUCCGAGGACUGCAGCCCCUCGCCUUCCUCCUCCUCGUCCGCGGCCUCUUGGAGCUGCUCCGCCAGCCCGGCCCCUUCCGCAGCCUCCUCCUCGGCCUACAGCUGCACCAUGUCUCCCGCCAGCCCCGGGGGCAGCUCGGCCUCUGAGAUGGACUACUGGCCGCAGCCCGAGAAGCCGCGUUUCGCCCUGAUUUGAAGCCAGACUCGAAGCCAGCCUUCUAACGCAGGCAUGGGCCAACUUGGGCCCUCCCUCCGGGAGUUUUGGACUUUAACUCCCACUAUUCCUAACAGCCGGUAGGCUGUUAGGAAUGGUGGGAGUUGAAGUCCAAAACUCCCGGAGGGAGGGCCCAAGUUGGCCCAUGCCUAGUCUACACCACAAACUUUGCCUUCCUUUCUGAUCUGCACUUUCCUGCAUUGGCCAGGCACUGUGUCUUUUUGUUGUCCAAGGCUUUCAUGGCCUGAAUCACUGAGUUGCUGUGAGUUUUCCGGGCUGUGUGGCCAUGUUCCAGAAGAAUUAUUUCCUCAUGUUUCGCCUGCAUCUAUGGCAGGCAUCCUCAGAGGUAGUGAGAUCUGUUGACAACAAUAUAUCUGUAGAAGGUCCAGGGUGGACCUUCCACACCCUGGACCUUCCACAGAAAUAUAAACCUCCCUUUGAUAUACCAAUUUCCAAUAUACCUCACUAUCUCUGAGAAUGCCUGCCAUAGAUGUGGGUGAACUGUCAGGAGAGAAUGCUUCUGGAAUAUGGCCAUACAGCCCAGGAAACUCACAGCAACUUCUUCCAUUUUUACCAUCUGUCUUCUGUGAUUUAUUGGGGGAAGAAGAAAAUUAACGUUUGGAGAAUUGGUUGAGUAUGUGUGUAUUUGUGUGUAAGAUACAAUUAGAAGUCAUUUGUUGUUAUUAUUAUGUGCUGUAAGAAUUGAACGCAAAUGUUGAAAUCUUGGUUGCUCUUGUAUUGUAAGGGUGGAGUGUAGAAGUGGGGUGGGGUGGAGGGCUGAACUUGGGGUGGAGAAUGGCUCUUCCAUUAUUUAUCCUGACUUUUGAGGACUCUUAUUUCAAUAUAUAUGAAUGUGGACAGUACCCCCUUAUCCAUGGAUUUGAUAUCCACAGUUUAAUCUCCCCUUGCUCCAAAAAUAUUCCUUUCUGGAAGUGUUUGUGGGCCUCUCUAGGUCCUCCAGUGUGAUUGUGUGGUAUGCUUCCAGCCCAACUAUCGUCAAUACACCGUAUAUAUAAGAUUAACUAUUAUCCACAGUUUCAGAUAUUAAUGGGGGGCUUGGAAUGUAUCUUCUGCAGACACAGGGGUUGUACUCUGUGCCUGUGCCUAUAUAUUUAUGACUCUAUGAGCUAUGAAAAUUUCAGCAUAUUUGGAGCAUUCUGUGCAAUCAGGUGCACAGGAAUACACAUUUCUUCUAUUUAUUACAAAAGAAACAUUGUCAUGGGGGAAAUGGGAGGAAUAAAGAUGUAUUUUUGUAUAUUUCACAGAGUUUAUUCUAGUAUGUAUUUACAGCUGCAGAGCAAGGGCCUUGUUCUCAAAAAUGAAACAGAUCUAUGAAUAAAAUAUAUAAUUUUUCAUAAGAAAA
Molecule: messenger RNA, 2413 nt
Organism: Anolis carolinensis (green anole)
Lineage: Eukaryota; Metazoa; Chordata; Lepidosauria; Squamata; Anolidae
Gene: neurog2
Product: neurogenin 2
Exons: 2
Coding region: 310-1032 (240 amino acids)
Biological process (GO): axon development; forebrain development; sensory organ development
Cellular component (GO): nucleus
Molecular function (GO): E-box binding; DNA-binding transcription factor activity, RNA polymerase II-specific; protein dimerization activity
Source: RefSeq, a predicted model, not a curated record